UUGUUUAUCUCCACUUGGACAAGUUGAGGCGUGUGACGAAAUGGAAGCCACGCAGAUGAUCUGUGACUCAAUGUUGGAGUCAGAUGAGGAAGAAAAUGAAGAGAGCAAUGAAAAUGAGAGGGGACGACCAGUGGCCAAACUGUGCAUCUUAAAAAAUGCACAUAUCUCCGAGAGAGAAUUGCCCCUCUUUUUGGGAGAUAAUGUGCUGGGCCGUGACCCCAACACCUGCACCCUGCCCUUGUCGGCGGCCUCAGUGUCCAAGCAGCAUGCAACCAUCUGCAUCUCAGUCUACAAGAGCAGAGGUUGUGACAAGGAAGCUGAGAUGGAGGCUUUGCUUUGGGACCUAGGGAGUAUGAAUGGGACCCGUAAGGGCCGCUUAAAGCUGACUCCUAAUGUGCGCUAUGCCCUCAGUGAAGGUGACAGGUUGGUGUUGGCGGACAUCCCUUGUCAGUAUGUCAUCAGUGGUGUGGACUCAGUAGUCUCUUCUCAAGAGGACACGAGGACUCCAGUGAGCAGAAAUCCAGGUGUGAAGGCCAGGUUGCCAGAUGAUUCGACAGUAAGCGAAGGUGACACAAGCACUGGCAGCAAAAAAUGUGUAAAUGGAGAUACAAAACCCAGGGUUUCGCCGAAGAAGACUCUUGUCAGCACGAGUUGCCUGUCCUUUGAGCAAACUCCAACACAGCCACAGAAGACCUUGGUCCCAGAAUCUGACUCGGACUCAGAUGGCGAAACAGUGGGAGGAGGAGAAAGAAGACGAGUGGCUCUUGUGUCCGAUUCAGACUCCCAAAAAUCCAGUCCCACUUGUUCUACAUUCCUGAGUCCCACAAAUAAAGUCGUCCCUGAAAGUGAAGAUGAAAGUCCCAUCACACUGUCAUCCUCCACUAAAAAUAGACCAUGCAAACAUGUCAACCUCAGCACUGAGGAGACAGAAGUAGAUGUGGGGCGACAGCAGCUGAAGAAAAAAAAGUCACUUGAAAUUGCGGAUGACAGUGAAUCGGAGGAAGAAGGAGCAGCACAAGGAGGGACAAAGUCUAAGGAAAGUGGACAACAUGUGACAGUGAAACACAAAAGCAAAGGUUAUGCAGGGGAAGAUGGAUUGCCUGUGUCAACGCCAGCAGUCUCCACAGAUGACGGUCCUGCAUUUAACAUUGAUAGUGACACUGAUAUGGAGGAAGAGGAGGAAGGGCUUGUGUCUGCAGGGCCUUUAACUUUGAAUACAAACCAACACGUUGAUCAGCCACCAAAUACAGUUCAGUUUCACAUGGACAGUGAUACAGAUAUUGAAGAGGAUGAGGAUGUCCAAGUUAAAGCUCCCAAAACCCUGCCCUCCUCUAAUGAGACCACCAAACCUUCUCGCUGUAGUUUAGUCAUUCAGCCAGAGGACAUCGGCAUAGACAGUAACACUGACGUGGAUGAGGAUGAUGAUGUUUUGGCAGAUGCUGCCAUGAAAGCAAAACCAACAUCAUUUAAGUCUGCUCGGACAGCUGACUCUGCUUCUUCAAUGCAGCUGCGAGAUUUCCACCUAGACAGCGGCACAGAUGUUGAUGAUGAGGAGGAAGAAGAAGAUAAAUCUGCAGAAAGACAUGAAAACUCAAAAACAGACGGAACGCUCAGCAAAUUAGAUGUGAAAGUCAUAGGGCCUGAAUCUGCCCCUGCUGCUCCCACAGAUGCUGAAACUGUCCCUGCCUCUACCAUCAGAGAACCCACAGCAGUUGUUGCCGUCAGAGAAUCGUGCACCAUUGCAAAUGCAGGGGCUGUUUUGGAUACUCUGUCUGACAGUGAGACAGAUAUGGAGGAUAAUUCUCCUGUGGGUAUACCUGCUGCUGUCACAACCUGUCCAGUCUUUCCUUGUAAAACGUCAGAGGCUCGUCACUCAGAUUCAGAUGCAGACACAGAUGUGGAUGAAUCUAGCAUGCCCCCUGCUGGGAACAGGGCCAAUCCUGCUCACCUUAGAGUGGGCGGUGAUAAAGAUGAAGUGGAGGAUAAGGAGGCUGACAUUGAAGAGGCUGGGGAGGACCGGAUUCCUCACCUGGACAGAGAAAAUACACCUGGGUUUCUGGUUCCCAUUCUACAGAACUGCUCUACUCCUGUACAGCUGUCAGCUGCAGUCGCGCCUGCUGUAUCACCUGUAGGAUUGUCUUCCUCUUCCGACACCCAGGAGGAUGCAGACUUUGCUGAGGCUGAGACGCAGCCCUUUGUUCUUCAUUGCCACAGCAGUGUGGACAAGCCUCAAGCCUCCUUUGAACUUGAGGCUUCUGGUGACAAAGAAGAAGAGGAGUCCAGCAGCAGGAGGGAAUCUUUACAGCUGAGAUUGUCUGACAGCAGUCACCUGCAGUGUCAGAACCAAGCUCUAGCCACAGAGUGCACUCAAGCUUUUGUCUCUGUGGAAGGGAAUGUGAUUUUGGAAGAUGCCCAGUCGUCAGACGGACUCUCUGCAGAGAAUGACUCAAACUUGGAGGCUACGCAGGCCUACGCAGAAAAUGAGGAUUCUGCCAGAUGUUCAGUUGCAUUUAAAAAAGAAGAACGUCAUGUCGAUUUUGCCCUAGAAGCAACACAGGCAUAUAUUUCAGCACCCUACAGUGAUUCAGAUGACGACACAAACCAAGACGAAGGACAGAACACUGCUGAUGCUGAGACUCAACCCAUCGCAUCUACGCUUGCCUUUGCUGAAACCCAACCGAUGCCUUCCUUUGUCGAAGAGACGAGUUCGGCAACAGACAAUUCUGUGUGCUCUGUACAGCAAGUUCCCUCCAAAACACAGAUUGAAACAGAAGAGAGGGAAGAAUAUAAGGAAGAUGCUCACCCUCAGCAGAGGCACAUCAGUGAAGCUCAGUGUAUGGCCGCAACUCAACCGAUCUGUGCAAGCAGCAAUGAAGAAAGUGAUGAAGAUUCAUUUCCAGGUCUACAAAAAAGAAAAGCAAAGCCGCUGCAGCUCGAAGAGGAACAAACACAAAGCCUCACUCAUUCUGGUGCUGAUCAAACUCAGGCCAUGGCUACAAGUGAAGAUGGUGAAAGUGACGAUACGGACUGGAUGCCAGGCCCACGAAAACACAAAACGAAGCAACUUGAAGAGACACAGUCUCUCACAAAUUCUGAAGUCUCCACUGUUGAAUCCCAGUCUUUACGUACAUGUGCUGGUGAGCAAAGUGAUGAAGAGAGCGUGAUUCCUUGCCGACGAAAAAGGAAAGCAAACUCAUUGCAACUUGAAGAUGAGCAAACGCAGCCCCUCACUAGUUCUGAUGUCUCUGCUGUUGAAACUCAGCCAAUUGUGACAAGUGAAGACAAGGACAGUGAUGAUGAUGACUCAGUUCCAGGUCCACCAAAAAGAAAAGUAAAUCAGCUUCAUGUUGAAGAAGAGAAGACACAACAGCUCCUGAAUUCUGAACCCUCUGCUGCUGAAAACCACCCCACAGCUACACGUGAAGAUGAUGAUACAGACUCGAUGCUGGGCCCACGGAAACGGAAAGCAAAGCAUCUUGAAGAUAAGACACAGCCCCUCACCAGUUCUGAAGUCUCUGCUGAUGACGACUCUACUCCAUGUCGGCCGAAAAGAAAAGCUAAGUUGCAAUUUGAGGAAGAGAAGACCUCUACUGUUGAAACUCAGCCUUUAAAGACAAAAACUGGCCGAACGCCUCGGAAAGGAAAAGAGACAGAAUGUAAAACAGAAACCACUCGAGCCAGUGUUAGAAAUGUAAGAAAAUCAACUGCAAAAUCAAGAGAAGGGGACGAGCAGGCAGAGUGUUCUGUACCACCAAGGAGACAGACAAGAGGUGAGAAUAAAACCUUGCAAAGUACAGAAGAGAUCAGUGAAAAAUCCAGGUCUGAUGAUGAUGAUAACAAUGAGGAGGCAGUAAAGCAGGCUAAGCAAACCCGAGGAAAGAAAAAAGUGAGUAAACAGAAAGAUGACGAUGAGCAGAAAGAAAUGCUUGAAAUAGAAAGAAACAAACAUGCUGUAAAUAAAAGUCUAAUAAACGAACAAAAAGAAGGGAAACAACAAGAGAGAGAUAAACUUGAGAAUGAAGGGAAGGAGACUGAAAGAAUGGAAAAUAAAUGCCAAGCAAGGCUGGAAAGUGGAGCAAUGGAGAGGGAAGAAACUGAUAACUUGGAUAAAGAAAAAGAAAAACAAUCAAAAGAAAAAGAACUACAAGAAAACAAGGAGGAAGUGGACAAGCCCAAAGCGCCUACAAGAGGUCGAAGAGCUACCAGAGCUAGGGCUUCCCAGCAUGCAACACAGCAGGAACAAGAAUCAACCAAUGAUGAUUUCCCAUCAAGGAACACCAGAUCUCGCUCAAACUCCUCCAACUCAGUCAGCUCGGAGAGGUCAGCCUCAAGUUCCAACACCCAGGAGGGCAAAGGACGGGGCAGAGGGAGAGGAGCCAGGACGAGCAGUACGUCACCUCAGGCAGCCGCUGUCAGAACUAACCAUCGAAGAACAACGGCGGCUGCAGUGUCGACAGAACAGGAGGUUUUCGACUGCAGCAUGACGCCUGUAAGCAGAGGAAGAACAGGUAGGCUACAGGGAAGAGGGAGGAGAACAGAACCUGCCCCAGACUCCAUCCCUGCUGCUGUUGGUCAGAGCGAUCAGGAUUCAUCUCCUAAACCGACAGCCAGAGGCAAGAAGAGCAGGAAACCAGAGGGAUCCUCCAGCAGUGUUCUCCAUGAAAAUGAGAAAGAGAAGGCAGACUCUCAGCAGACUAGGACCACAAGAGGGCGACAGCAAACCAGUGCAAGUGGUUCUGAACAUGCAGCUGCAGAUGAGACAACUCAAGAGGAAGGAUGUGUCAGUGAGGAAUCACUUUUGCCUAAAAGGAAUGUCAGGGGCAGGAGUCAAAAGGCAACAAGGAGUGAAGCUGUGGAGGGAUCAGUCGCUUCUACAGUCAAUAAUGAGGAUGAGGCUAAAGACAAAAGAAAAGGAAGGAAAACUGAAUUGAAGGCAAAUAUAGAAGCAGAUUGCAGCAGCAGCACUAACGUUUCCAAAGCAAAGGAUAAAACCGAAAAAACAGAAGCAGCGGACGAAGAUGGGGAGGAUAAAACAAAAGAUGAGAUUCCUGCUGCUAUCCAAGUGAAGAGAGCGGGUAGGGCACCCAGCGCUCAAGCAAAGAAGAAUGCAAAAGAUUUACCUCCUGAAGUGAAGGAGAAAGAGAGUGAGAAAAUAAAAGUGGACACUGUUGAGAAGAGACCCAGAGGUUCGCCUUCAGCAUCCCGCAAAGAAAGAAAGAAGAAUAAAGGGGUGGAAGAAAGUGAAACAUCCGUCACUUCCAUGAACCAGAGUUCAAAUGAGGAAGCAACAGAGCCCCAGACGCCAGUGGACCGUGUGUCUCGGAAGCGACUAACUUCUCCAGAAUCCGUUCUCGUGGCAAAGACUCCUCGCUGCUCCUCUGCUUCCCCGACACCUGGUGGUCGACCACGAGUUUCAAGCCUGGCCUACAAGGUGCUGUUCACAGGGGUGGUGGACGAAGCAGGAGAGAGAGUGUUGGCUCGUUUAGGAGGCAGCAUGGCUAAAGGUGUAGCCGACAUGAACUGUCUGGUGACCGAUAAAGUGCGCAGGACUGUCAAAUUCCUAUGUGCUGUGGCUAAAGGCGUCCCGAUCGUCACCACAGAGUGGCUGGAAAAGAGUGGUAAAGCCGGAAGCUUCCUGUCUCCUAAUGCUUUUGUUGUGAAGGAUCCAGAGCAAGAAAAGAAGUUCAGUUUCUGCCUGCAGGAGUCUCUGAGGAUUGCUAGCAGUCAGCCUCUCUUACAGGGAUAUGACAUCCAUGUCACAAAGUCGGUGAAGCCAGAGCCAGCUCAGAUGAAAGACAUCAUUUCCUCAAGUGGAGCUAAUUUCCUACCAAAGAUGCCCACCACUAACAAGCCUCAGACUGUGGUGAUUUCCUGCGAGGAGGACCGGUCGCUGUGUCGUCCGGCUGUAUCCGCAUCUCUCCCCGUGGUCUCUGCUGAGUUUAUCCUCACGGGGAUCCUACAGCAGAAACUUGAUUUUCAGAACCAUAUGCUCUCUCCUCCUGCAGCGAACCUGCAGCCCUCUGCAGGGGGCAAAGGAAGGGGCAGGAGGAAGACUUAGCACUGCUGUGGUGUGCUAUUGAAGACCUGCACCACUGCGCGUGUCACCAAAUUGGCCUUAGUGGGCUCUAUCCAUCAUUUGUAGACUCCCUUUUAACUUUUAGAUUGGUGGGAACAUUUAUGAGUCAGCUGCUCGUCUAGAUUUAAGAAUGUAUUUGUCAUAUGCAGCAAAAGCUUGUUGCUCUCUUGAAUGUAAACACAUUGCGUAUGUACACAGUUAGUACCAGAAGUAUGUGUGUUAUUUUACUGACAGCUGGCAAAUGUUUCCAAAUUUAUUUUACACUUUACGAAAGAAUGAUGUGACAAACAAAAUACGGGGAGCUAACCAGACAGACAAGUUUUGGAUGGAUGGUGAAAUCUUUCCAUAAUCCUGUUAAGUUCUUUCAGUCUCAUCUUCUUAUCUACAUGUGAAAAAAUGCAAUGUUGCAAAGCUAUUAAAGGUAGAAAAUACUGUUGCUGCUAUGCAGGGGGAGAAAAACCUGCUCCCCAUUUCCACAAUGACACCAACAAGCAGCGUAUAAACUACUGCUGCUGCUGAACUGCUGCUCGUCUCUACGUCUACCAGCCAGUUUGGCAGGUGACUACCAUGAACAGAGAGCCAUAGAAAUCAUGUCUGGACGGGAGAGUGGUGGAGCUGAUGGGGUUUGUUUUGAAAUCCCUCAGCUGCGUUGGUCAGUCUAUGAAAAAAAAAAAAAAAAAAAAGUCUAUGAAAAAAAAAAAAAAAAGCUUGUUUACUGUCUCAAUAAGUGCAUGGUAGCUUUUAUACUGAGAUAAACAUGAACCUCGCCAUGUUUGUUGUGUCCAUCGUCUCCAUUAACCACCUACUCCAUUAAGACUUCAUCCAAUCCUAUUGCCUUCAGGGAAAGUGAAACACAAUUAUAGGUAACUGACUGCUGAUGCUGCUUCUCCAUCAAUAUCUCAUGGCGUUUGUCCUCGCCGUCCAUUUAUGAACCGUCCGGCCACUUAUUGCAUAUACAUGUUUCAGAAGUCACAUUUCUGUUAUGACCCAGUGUAAACUUCAUCCAAGCUGUCCCUGGUGUUUUAACGAUGGAUUCAUUAGCUUGUAACUUUUACAACUGUUAACCAGCUAAUGACUUAUAACAUUUACUAAUGGAAACAAUAAAUCAUGUCUCUUACUUGUAACUAA
Stegastes partitus (bicolor damselfish) is the source of this 7204-nucleotide messenger RNA. It is a transcript of the gene mdc1, whose product is annotated as mediator of DNA damage checkpoint 1. Gene Ontology annotation, molecular function: protein binding. The record is from RefSeq and is a predicted model, not a curated record. Lineage: Eukaryota; Metazoa; Chordata; Actinopteri; Pomacentridae. Bases 41 to 6058 code for a protein of 2005 amino acids. Gene Ontology annotation, cellular component: nucleus. The transcript has 11 exons.